AUGCUCGGCGCACACCUCUGGCAGAGAGGGCAGGUAUCAGUGCCGAGGCUCCUGACUGACUGACACUCCCGGCUCGACUCACACAUCAGCGCGCGGCGGCACGAGGCAGGAGGACACGCGGCCGAGGAUCACCCGGAGCCUCUGAGCACUAUCACCCCGACAGCGGACCCACCCCGGGCACAGGUGAGAGGAAACUUCGGCCCCUUCCCGGUGCGGAGUGUCCGGAUUUGCGCUUUUACGCACAGCGGAGAGUCACCAUGGGGGGAGUGGGAGUGUGAGCUCCCCGAGUCCGCGGACCUGGACUGACUGGACGGCGGGUCGUUGAAGAGUUGAGCGCUCGGUCUGCAGCGGUGCUCACGAUGUUCCAGCACGGCGGAAACAAGAAGUGCUUCACCAUCGAGUCUCUGGUCGGGAAGGACGGAAGCAAUCACGGCGGCGGCUCCGGGGAGGAGCCCAUCCGGCCCACGGCGCUGCGCUUCCCGGACUCCCUGCACCCGGCCGCUGCCGCCGGAGUGUUCGGCUCCUGCUUCCAGGGGAGCAACGGGAGGACUUUGUUCCCGGACAUGGUGCUGCAGGAGCCCGGCACACACGCACAGGGCCCCGGCGGGCUGCCGCUGCACCCGCUGCAGAUCCCCCCGCAGAGCUUCUUCAGCCCGCAGCACCGGGACGCGCUCAGCUUCUACCCGUGGGUGCUGCGGAGCCGGUACCUGGGACACCGCUUCCAAGGUGAGGACAGCAGUCCGGAGAACCUGCUGCUUCACGGUCCAUUCUCCAGGAAACCCAAACGGAUCCGGACGGCGUUCUCGCCUUCGCAGCUGCUCCGCCUUGAGCGAGCCUUUGAGAAAAAUCACUAUGUGGUCGGAGCGGAGAGGAAGCAGCUGGCCAGCGGGCUGUGCCUGACCGAGACACAGGUGAAGGUGUGGUUUCAGAACCGCAGGACGAAGCACAAGCGUCAGAAGUUGGAGGAAGAGUCUCCUGAAGCUCAGCAGAAGAGGAAGGGCAGCCAGCACGUGAGCCGCUGGAGAGCUGCGACGCAGCAGGCCAGCGGCGAGGACGUGGACGUCAUUAGCGAGGACUAG
Molecule: messenger RNA, 1079 nt
Organism: Haplochromis burtoni (Burton's mouthbrooder)
Lineage: Eukaryota; Metazoa; Chordata; Actinopteri; Cichliformes; Cichlidae
Gene: emx3
Product: empty spiracles homeobox 3
Exons: 3
Coding region: 360-1079 (239 amino acids)
Biological process (GO): neuron differentiation; brain development; regulation of DNA-templated transcription
Molecular function (GO): DNA binding; DNA-binding transcription factor activity, RNA polymerase II-specific
Source: RefSeq, a predicted model, not a curated record